ACCAUUGGCUGCCAUCGAACACAAGUGUUUGUUUACAUAUUUGAAUAUCAUAAAAAUUAUGGUUACAUUUGUUUAAAAAUUAUGUCAGGGUCUUCUGAAGUCAAUUUAAAACAAACUCUGAGGAAAAUAGAGUAUCCGCUGUGCGCUCAAGAGGCUCUAAAGAAAAUAGGCGAAUUACUAUGUUCGAGAAGCACAAAUAUAAAAAGUAUGGAUUUAUCUCUGGAUCUCAUGGCAGAGUUUGUAUUUUGGGAAUCGGAUAGAAGGGGAAAUAAAAGGUCUCAUGCCCUGAGUCCUUUGGUCGAAUUGGAACUUUUGCAGAUAUUAUUUGAGUACUUAAAUAGUAUUUCAAACGAGGCCACAAGAAAUACGUUGUUUCUGAACCUUUUUAGUCCAAUAACUGCGAACAUUAGACUGGGUAUUUUAAGUAAAUUAGUCUCUUUGGCUGUAGGAAUUCCAAGUGCUAAUAUUCUUAUGUGUGCCAGUACGUGGAUGCAGCAGUUAGGAAACACAUCAGCCUCUAGUUGUAAGCUUGCCGAAGCUCUGGUAUUUGAUUAUAUCCAUUUAUCAUCGAAUCCAGAAGAAAGAUUGAAGGAUUUAUCUAAAAUUGCACCACAAUUUGUUGCCAAUUUUUUGACCGCCGUUGCUGAGAAUUAUUUUAUAUCUAAAAAGGAACCGAAAUAUCCUCCAGAUGCACUCUUGAGGUGCAUUACAAACUGGGUAUCGGAAGACUCGAAUUUAUGUAUAGCAGCUCAACAAAGACAGGGUAUUUUACCACCAGGUGCAAUAGCAAUGGAAGCAACAACACCUAUUGCAGGGUUACUAAGGUGGUGCGUACUAGCCCCAUUAAAUCACCAAGAUCAAGAAAUCUACUCGAUGCUCUACUUGGCUCUGUUAAAUAGCAUAUCCGCCAUACCCAGAUCGAAUCCACCGAGAGCCAUAAACGUUCAGCACUUAUUUGGGAUUGUUUCGGCAUUGAUUAUUUACCACAAAGAGAUUAGAAGUCGAGAUGAGUCUAAAAUGAAUGUUUUCUUAAACGAUCCUGCUAUGCAGGUGGCUUUAGAUCGAUUCUCACAAGCCGUUCAGAUAGCUCUAAGUGUAAACGCAAUUUACGGCCAUAUAGACGAACUUUUCAACAGUUUACAGAGUUUACCGUUUAAUAAGUUAUUAAGUAUAGUGUUGAAUAAGUACAAGGAGAGCAAAGCUCCUAUAAUAAUCGUGUAAAUUUUACAAAUAAAAUGUUUUUAAAAUUUU
This is a messenger RNA of Sitophilus oryzae (rice weevil), 1251 nucleotides long. RefSeq lists its product as uncharacterized. The coding region runs from base 82 to 1221 and encodes 379 amino acids. The transcript is spliced from 4 exons. The record is from RefSeq and is a predicted model, not a curated record. NCBI's taxonomy places the organism in Eukaryota, Metazoa, Arthropoda, Insecta, Coleoptera, Curculionidae.